Parnassius apollo (apollo) is the source of this 831-nucleotide messenger RNA. The record is from the annotation of a GenBank genome assembly. Lineage: Eukaryota; Metazoa; Arthropoda; Insecta; Lepidoptera; Papilionidae.
AUGGACACACAAGCUGUGUUACUAGCACCUAAAUCUAAUGUUUCAUCUCUGUAUUAUAAAACCAAGCUAUGCACACACAAUUUCUGUUUAUUCAAUUUGAGAAACAAAGAUGGAUUUAGCUAUCUUUGGAAUGAAACUGAAGGUGGGCUAUCGUCUGACAACUUUGCAACGAUAAUAGUCAAGUUUAUUAAAGACAAACUUCUGCCGAGCAUUCACAGAGAACCUGAAAAGGAUAUUAAAAUUAUAUUAUACAGCGACGGAUGUACAGCACAAAAUAGGAACGUGGUAUUGGCAAAUGCUUUACUGAAUGUGGCAACGUUAAACAAUAUUGUAAUUGAGCAAAAGUAUUUGGAGGUUGGCCACACCCAAAUGGAGGCUGACUCUAUGCAUGCCACCAUAGAGAGGAAGCUGAAAAAUAAAAUUAUUCAUGUGCCAGCUGAAUAUGUAGGAGUUUGUCUAGGAGCACGCAUACAUCCUAAGCCCUACAACGUAUCUUACUUAUCGCAUGAUUUUUUUAAAUCCUUUGGAAGCCUACAAUAUUAUAAAUCUAUUAGACCAGGAAAAGCGACAGGAGACGCUAAGGUCACAGACAUUCGUGCGCUGCAAUAUAAAAAAGGGAAUAUAUACUUUAAGCUGAGAUUCACAGAUGAGUGGCAGUUACUACCACAACGAUGUGAUAGAAAUAUCACACCAACAGCGAUUGAAAGCUUACCGGAUCUUCAUGAAAAUCGGCUUAAAAUUAAAAAUCGUAAAUUCAAAGACCUCCAGGAAUUAAAAUCUACAAUACCGGUGGACUAUAGGGACUUUUACGAUAACAUCCCACAUGAAUGA